GAAUCGGUUGCGUGUUCCGGUGCGUCCACUCGUCUGUGUGAGGCGGGCUGUGCCGUUCGAGUGGUGGGGCCGACUCGACGUGGAGCGGUGUUUCUGCGGCCGCAGCCAAAUGGCAUCCAGCUAUAGAAAACCUGGCUUAAGUACAGCCCAGCGGAAGAAAAGUGGCUUGAAACCUGAACUUACAGAAGAACAAAAGCAGGAGAUCAGAGAAGCUUUCGAUUUGUUUGAUACCGAUGGAUCCGGAAGCAUCGACAUAAAAGAACUGAAGGUUGCAAUGCGUGCUUUGGGCUUUGAGCCAAAGAAGGAAGAAAUUAAGAAAAUGAUAGCAGAUAUUGACAAAGAGGGAAGUGGCACCAUUGACUUUGAAGACUUUUUAGCUAUGAUGACACAAAAAAUGAGUGAAAAGGAUUCAAAAGAAGAAAUCUUGAAAGCUUUCAGAUUAUUUGAUGAUGAUGGUACAGGAAAAAUUUCAUUCAAAAACUUGAAAAGAGUUGCCAAGGAGCUGGGAGAAAAUUUAACAGAUGAAGAACUUCAGGAAAUGAUUGAUGAAGCUGAUCGGGAUGGAGAUGGAGAAGUGAGUGAGCAAGAAUUUUUGAGAAUUAUGAAGAAAACUAGCUUAUAUUAAUAUCUGUUGCCUGUUGUACAGCUCCUCCAAAAGAUAACCUAGAAAAGACUUAAAAACUGGGCUUGUGCCUCCUGCAUAUUUUCUGCCAUGUAAAGAAAGUCUGAAAGGACAGAUUUUUGGUUCAUUCUUUUUCAGCAGUUAACUGGGGAAGGGGGGCUUCAGUACCCAGAACUGUUAAAAUGAGAUACUGCAGGAGUGAAAAGGAAGGAUGAACUGAACCUGCAAGGCAGCAUCCCUACUCCUCCCCUCCUCAGCAGUUUCGCUGACUGCCAUUUUAGGUAAAGAAAGCUGUAUUUCAACUAUUUAACUAAAAGACAUUUCACUUGAUGUGGAGAUUCCCACUGCUGCUAGGAAAGGCCGCUUUUGACUUUAUAAAGGCUACAGAAUGAAGGUUCGAGCACAGUUUUUAUAUUCCUUUUCAUGCUUUUGGGUUAUCUUUUGAUAUUUGUCUCCUUUAUUUCCAUGAAAGACUCUAAAACCACCUGCGUAUUUGUCCAUUUCUGUAUGAAACACUGUUCUCUAAUGGCAAGUUGGUUUUGGACCUAAUGGGAAGCAACUGUAGAUAACCAGAUUUGGUUCUUCAUUUGGAAUUGUGUAGCUGUUCUUCUGGUUUAUUUGAAUGUAACCUGCUUGGAUUAUUAAAGUUUAUUGUAUAACCAGUCAGCAGUUUGUUCAGUAAACCGCUGUUAUGACAGGGUUUUAGGUACCUAUAAAGUUCAGUUCUGUGUUGCACUAGGGUAAACUUUGACUUUGGCUGUUUACAGUCAAGUUGCAGGAGGACUCACACCUGAAGUGAAAAAACAGCUCACCUUGGACAUCUGUGGAACGCUGAAUAUUUACAUCCUUGCAAUGCAAAUUCAUUUCACACAUCAUAGGUUUGUCUUUUUAUUAAUUUUCUUGCAUAUGCUGUCAAUCUAGGACUUACUGGAGAGCCACAUUUCCUUCUGUAUUAUGGUGACAGAGCAGUAACACACACUACAUCCCAUUAUGUGGUUCUUGCAGGAGGCUUUAUCCUUGUGGCCCAUUUAGACAAUCAGCUUCAAAACUGCAACGAAAUGGUAUAACCCUAAAUCAUGCCUCUCUAAUAAGGUGCCUGAAGGAGAGUUUACUGCUCACAGUGACAUGGCAAGUAGGUAACCAAAUGUCAGGAGGGUUUAAUGGGAAGAGGAGGGAAAGAACAGUAUUUUGCUAGCAUCUGUAAAGAUCCCUCUUCUUCAGACAGCCUUUGCUGCUUGACAGCACUAAGGAGGUUUGUAGAAGAGAGGAAGAGCCAGCUCCUGGAUUUGCUUCUCAUUACAGCUGCUUCAGCUCUCAUUAGCUGUAAGGGCCCAGGAGGGCUCAUCCCAAUUAGUUUUGGGAGUGGAAAGGGGAAGUUUAUUCAUUUAUGUAUCUUCUUAGUAUGCAGAUGCGGACCUGGCAUAUUCUGCCUCAGUCUUCUGAGUUUUGUACUCAACAACUCCAAAUAGACCAUUUCUAACCUCUACAGAAGUAGGCAUAAACCUUGCGGAGAACAUGGAUUGGGUAGGACUCUGGAAAACUCAAGAGAAGUGCAAAGUCCCCUGUUAACACAUUCAGUGGUAGUAGAUGUAACCUAUAAUAGUGUGUUUUUAAAUGUGUAUUAAUUUUGUAUACGUGUGAAAUAAAAUUGUUUUGCAAGUUAA
Molecule: messenger RNA, 2286 nt
Organism: Pezoporus flaviventris
Lineage: Eukaryota; Metazoa; Chordata; Aves; Psittaciformes; Psittacidae
Exons: 5
Coding region: 110-625 (171 amino acids)
Biological process (GO): nucleotide-excision repair; centriole replication; mitotic cell cycle
Cellular component (GO): centriole; centrosome
Molecular function (GO): calcium ion binding
Source: RefSeq, a predicted model, not a curated record